AUGUCCUACAAGCCCGGCCCUCUGUACGCGUGCAACCCGUACACUGCGCGGUCCGAGUCGACCAAGCUCGGCGUCGACCCCGAGGGCAAGAAGCUCAUCUACACGAACGGCCGUGCCGUCAUCAUCCGCGACAUCCACGACCCCGCCAACGCGCACGCUUACACGCAGCACGCGCAAACGGCUACCGUCGCUCGUUUCUCUCCCAGCGGAUACUACGCCGCUUCAGGUGACGUCGCCGGUAAUGUCCGCAUCUGGGACACGACGAACCCGGAAGAGAACAUCCUCAAGCUCGCGAUCCGCCCGCUCGCUGGUCGCAUCAACGACCUCGCAUGGGACAGCGAGAGCAAGCGCAUUAUUGUCGGAGGAGAGGGAAAGGACAAGUUCGGUGCUGCAUUCUUCAUUGACUCAGGAAGCAGCUGUGGUGAGAUCACUGGCCAUGCCAAGCCGAUCACUGCUCUCAGCGUUCGUCACCAGCGUCCGUUCCGCGCCGUCUCCGGCUCGGACGACAACUCGAUCGUGCUGCACACCGCCGUGCCGUUCAAGUACGACAAGAUCAUCAGCACGCACACGCGUUUCGUCCGUGAUGUGCAGUACGCCCCUGACGGAAGCGUUUUCGCCUCGGUCGGCUCCGACGGCAAGCUCUUCAUCUACGACGGUAAGGACGGCACGGUUCUGAAGGACGCGGACGGCACAGACGGACGGUCGCUCAUGGCCCUCUCGUGGGCUCCAGACAGCACCCGCCUCGUCACUGCCGGCGCCGACGGUGUCGUUGCUCUCUGGGACGCUGCGGCCGCUCAGAAGUCGACGCAGUGGGCUGUUGGCGAUGCGGUCGAGGACCAGCAGAACGGUGUUGUCUGGGCCGACCCGAACACUGUCGUCAGCGCGAGCUGCAACGGUGUCCUCAACGUGUUCGACGUGCGCGAGGGAGGUAGCUGGAAGAAGCUCUACGGGCCCACGAGGGCCGUCACUGCCUCUGCGCUGUCGGAGAAGACGUUCUACACGGGUUCGUUCGACGGAGGCCUCAAGGCAUUCUCGGACGCCGGAGCUUGUGAGAAUGUCGAGGGCCAGGGACACUCGGGACAGAUCGUCGGCCUCGCUCCGGACGGAAAGGGCACCGUCUACUCUGCCGCUUGGGACGACAAGAUUGCCGCGAUCAAGGGCGCCGAGUUCGCCACCACCUCUGUCCCCGCCAAGGCGCAACCGGGGGGCAUUGCCGCGACGCCGAACGGUGCGUACGUCAUCUCUGAUGCUGGUCUCGAGCUUGUCAGCGGCGGAAGCUCGAGCACGCUGCUCUCUGAUGCUGGUUCCGCUGUGGCUGCGCACUCCGGAAGCGAGGACCUCGUCGCUGUCGGUUCGGGCAAAAAGGUGACGAUCUACACUGUUUCUGGCGGCAAGGCGACUGAGCGCGCUUCGUUCGAGGACAACAAGGGCGAGAUCUCCGCGCUGGCCUUCUCGGCGGACGGAUCUCUCCUCGCCGCGGGUGACAUCCAAGGCCGUAUCGUGCUCAUCGACGCCAAGAGCGACAAGGUCCUCGUCUCGAGCCGCUGGACGUUCCACACUGGCCGUGUCGCCAGCCUCGCGUUCAACGCUGCCAACAAGCUCGUGUCCGGCGGAGCCGACGAGAGCAUCUACAUCUGGAACCCGGAGAAGGUGAUCCGCAACAUUGCCAUCAAGAACGCGCACCCCGGAGGUGUCGCUGGCGUCUCCUGGCGCAGCGACAACGAGGUCAUCUCGUCUGGCGCCGAUGCCUGCGUACGCACCUGGACCAUUGAGGCUGCCGCCUAG
Trichosporon asahii var. asahii CBS 2479 is the source of this 1785-nucleotide messenger RNA. Its product is annotated as WD-repeat protein. The record is from RefSeq and is a predicted model, not a curated record. The coding region runs from base 1 to 1785 and encodes 594 amino acids. Gene Ontology annotation, biological process: positive regulation of actin filament depolymerization; actin filament depolymerization. Gene Ontology annotation, molecular function: actin filament binding. Gene Ontology annotation, cellular component: cortical actin cytoskeleton. Lineage: Eukaryota; Fungi; Basidiomycota; Tremellomycetes; Trichosporonales; Trichosporonaceae. The transcript is spliced from 3 exons.